This is a messenger RNA of Strigops habroptila (Kakapo), 2706 nucleotides long. Its product is annotated as cytosolic phospholipase A2 epsilon-like. The record is from RefSeq and is a predicted model, not a curated record. The transcript has 23 exons. Bases 1 to 2706 code for a protein of 901 amino acids. Gene Ontology annotation, molecular function: calcium ion binding; calcium-dependent phospholipid binding. Gene Ontology annotation, biological process: glycerophospholipid catabolic process. Lineage: Eukaryota; Metazoa; Chordata; Aves; Psittaciformes; Psittacidae. Gene Ontology annotation, cellular component: cytosol.
AUGGUGAUGCUGGAGGCACUGGCUACUGUGGAGCCUAAUACUCAGCUGUCAUUGGCAGCACCUGCUUUUAAUGCAGAAGCGAUCUCAAUGGCAUCAAACUCUGCCUUUCCUCAGCAUUCAAGCAGCAAAUCAAGCCCUUUGGGAAAUGAAGAAAGAAAAUGGAUGAUGCACUACAUAGCCCCAAGCGACGUUGAAGCUAAGCAGGAAGAAAUGUCACCUUACUCCCUGCUCACUGUAAGAAUCAUAAAGUUGACAAAUGCUCAUCAGGCAGAUUUUUUAAGCCAACCUGAUUGCUACGUGAGCCUCUGGUUGCCAACUGCUUCAGAUGAAAAAUUCCACACCAAAACCAUCAAAGACUGCAGAAAUCCCAUGUGGAAUGAAACUUUCUACUUCCGGAUCCAGAGACAGGUCAAGAAUAUUCUGGAAAUUACUGUUUCUGAUGAUGACGUUGUCCAUGAUGAUGACCAGGCAAUUGUGCUUUUUGAUAUAGCUAAAAUCCCUCUUGGGGAAAAAGUGUUUAUGACAUUCCCACUAAAUCCACAGAGGAGGGAGGAGCUGGAAGUUGAGUUUGCAUUGGAGAGCAUACGGGAUCCUCCUGAAGACAUAAUCACAAAUGGGGCAAUAGUGUGUCGUGAAGUAGCCUGUUUGGAAGUUCAUGUGGACUGCAGGAUGAAAAAUAAGCAUUUUUCAGAGAAUGAGCUAACAUUUACAGUGAGAGGAUCCUUCGAAGAAACCCAGAGAGUUUCAGUGAGCUGCAACUCCUGCUUCGCUCUCUCAGACCCCACUUUCUUCCACUAUGCCAAAUACAAGCAACCAUCCCUGGAAGUUGCACUCAGAAAGAAGAGGAACCUUUCCACCUUUUGUGCUUGCACGUCAUGCGGAUCAAGGAGGAGAAGCGUCCCCCUGACGCUCCCUCUGAAGUCGCUCCCCUCUGAGCAGGAAGUAGUUGGCAAGCACAGAAAAUUUGAUUUGCAUUUCAAGGUGAAAAAAUGCCAGGAAGACUUAGACUUACGCCUGGGCUUUGGCCUGUGUGCCCAGGAACAGGAUUUCAUUCGCAAGAGGAAGAAAGUGGUUGCAGCAGCUCUGAAGGAUAUUCUCCAGCUGGAGGAAGACUUGCAGGAUGAUGAGGUACCUGUGGUGGCAAUCAUGACAACAGGUGGUGGAACCAGAGCUCUGACGGCCAUGUACGCUCACCUUCUCAGUGUGCAGGAACUAAACAUCUUGGACUGUGUCUCAUACAUCACUGGUUUAUCUGGCACAACAUGGACCAUGUCAAACUUGUACGAAGACCCUGACUGGUCCCAAAAGGAUCUUAAGGAAACACUCAAUGACGUCAGAAAGCAUGUGCUCAAAAAUAAGUUCUUUGCUUGUUUUUCUCCCAAUCGCCUGAAAUACUAUUUGAAAGAGUUGUGCCAGAGGGAAAAGGAAGGACAUCGAAUAUGUUUCACAGAUCUGUGGGGACUCAUCAUUGAAACCAUGUUACAUGAAAAGGAGGACUCCCAUAAGCUCACAGAUCAGCAGCAGGCACUAAAUCAGGGUCAGAAUCCCCUGCCCAUCUACCUCUCUCUCAAUGUGAAGGAUAAAAUCAGCGACCAGGAUUUUAGAGAAUGGGUGGAAUUCACCCCUUAUGAGGUAGGAUUCCCAAAAUAUGGCACCUUCAUUCGUGCUGAAGAUUUUGGGAGUGAGUUCUUCAUGGGUCGCCUGAUGAAGAAAAUGCCAGAAUCCAGAAUCUGCUUUUUGGAAGGGAUCUGGAGCAGUGUAUUUUCCUUGAAUCUUAUGGAUGCUUGGUAUAUAUCUGUUCAUUCAGAAGAUUUCUGGCACAAAUGGACCCGAGACAAAAUUACUGACAUAGAUGAUGAAACCCUAUUCCCUAGAAGACCAAAUGAGCUGGAUACUCGAGUGGUUUGUCCCACUGACAGCUUUUCAGACAUUUUCCGAGAUGUUGUCAUGUUACGUCCAGCAGCUUCAGAAAUCCCUAACUUCCUGAAAGGCCUCCAGAUGAACAACAGCUACCUAGAGAGCAAGUUUUCCAAAUGGAAAGACUGUGAGCUUGACUCUCAGCCCAAUCACCUGACAGCAGCAACAGACUACCUCAUCCUGAUUGAUACUGCAUUUGCCUUUGCUACCAGUUACCCACCCCUCAUGAGACCGGAAAGGAAAGUGGAUGUCAUUUUGCAUUUCAACUACAGUUCAGGUUCCCAGACAGGGCCCCUGAAAGAAGCCUCUAAAUACUUUGCAAAGCAGGGAAUUCCUUUCCCUACAAAGGUGCCAGAUGACCAAGAAACCCCACAUGUGAAAGAAUGCUACAUUGUUGGUGACAAGGAGAGCCCAGAAACACCUAUUGUGAUAUUCUUCCCGCUAGUAAAUGACACCUUCAGGGAGUACAAAGCACCUGGUGUGAAACGUAGUCCCUCAGAGAUGGCAGAAGGUGAUGUUGAUGUUGCAGAUUCCUGUGGUCCAUAUUACAUAAACAAUCUGAGUUAUUCAGAGGAAAAUUUUGACAAACUAGUGAACCUAAGUUACUACAACAUCCAGAACAACAAGGAUUUGAUUCUUCAGGCCUUGCGUACAGCCGUGGAGCGGAAAAAGCAGCAUAAGGAAGAGCAACCGCUGCAAAAACCACCCGAUGGGGAUGGUAUGUGUGUGCCUGGCAGAGAGGGAACUCAGCAUGUAGCUGACUGCCCAGCACAGGGGAAUAUGAAAUAA